CGCAGAACCCCCAUGGCACUCCGCCAAGAGAGUAAACUUGAAUACGUCCUCACCCUAGCUUCUACUGCAUUCUCCACCUCGACCUCACUGUACACGCUCGCCUGUACCUUCGUUCUCUACAGUCUUCUCAUUUACCCUAUUCUUCCACCGCUCACAACAUGGGAAAGACUGCAGCAUCUUGAGGGUACCAUCCACGAGAUUACGACCCUCUUCAACGAGAACAAUCGCGUCCUUGCAGAUCCUGUCACCGUCGAUAUACAGAUCAACGAUAUACAACUUCACGCAUGCUCCCUCAUCAGACGACUACUCUACGCAAACGCAAGCGUCUCUAUAAACUGCUGGUCUUGGUUCAGAUACCUAUCAGAAAUGAAGGCCAUUUGGACCGAUGUGCGCCAGUGUCAGAUUGAAGCCGACGGGCUGAAGCGGAAAGUGAAGAUUGCAAUGAUCGAGGAGAAGGAAGGACGACUGCGCGACGAAGUCACGCGCAAGAGAAGAUCGUCUACCGGUCGGGGUGUCAUGGCCAGCUUUUAAUAUCUUCCUCUUUUUCGAAGUAGUGAUCUCGUUUGAUCAAUUGUUGAUUCAGCUAUAACACAAUAAUACGGUGACUGAAAACUACAGAAAAAAUGAACCUAUAGACUAAAAUUUCUGCCAUUAAUGAUCUGUGAACAGUGUGAAGGCUUUCUAUAUUUUGGAGCGUUCGGCAUCAGCUAAAAGAUUACAAAUUUUUGAGUUUACCAUCCUGUGAUACUGAACGGAGACGUGCUCUCCUUGGACUUGAACGCCGAGGCUGACAUCGGGAUAGAAUCA
This is a messenger RNA of Desarmillaria tabescens, 807 nucleotides long. RefSeq lists its product as uncharacterized. The coding region runs from base 13 to 531 and encodes 172 amino acids. The transcript is spliced from 3 exons. Lineage: Eukaryota; Fungi; Basidiomycota; Agaricomycetes; Agaricales; Physalacriaceae. The record is from RefSeq and is a predicted model, not a curated record.